UUGUUCCAUUGUUCCUUUCGAAAGGGGAAUGAUUUGGUGGUGAUGGAGUGCUGCCACUGACAGAUGGACUCACAGGAAAGAAGUUCAGAAGAGGCAGAAGGAGCCAAAGAGAGAGGCCUGGUCUAUGUGUGGAAAGCUGGUUCCUGCUCCAUAACUCCAGAGAGACUUCCAGGCCUCAAUGGGAAGACGGUGUUGCAGGCAGCCCUUGGAGUAAAUCAUGGUUUACUUCUAACAGAAGGUGGAGAGGUCUACAGUUUUGGCAAACUUCCCUGGAGAACAGGAUCUGAGGAGUCAUGCACCAAUAGCCCCAUCUUAGAAAAUACUUUGCUUGGGCAGCAUGUUAUUACAGUGGCAGCUGGCAGCUUCCAUAACGGAGCCGUGACAGACGGUGGCGUGGUCUACAUGUGGGGAAACAAUUCUGCUGGCCAAUGUGCUGUUGCUAAUCAAGCUUACGUGCCAGAACCACAGCCCAUCAGUAUUUCUGAUUCUGAAACGAGCCCUCUGCUAUCGGUCAGGAUUUUGCAGCUGGCAUGUGGAGAGGAGCACACGCUGGCACUAUCGCUAAGCCGGGAGAUAUGGGCCUGGGGGAGUGGCUGCCAGCUGGGCCUCAUAACAACAACUUUCCCAGUGAUCAAGCCCCAGAAGGUGGAGCACCUGGCAGGGCGUGUUGUGCUCCAGGUUGCCUGCGGAGCUUUCCACAGCCUGGCUCUCGUACAGUGUCUCCCUGUGCAGGAGAUGAAGCCUAUCCCGGAGAGGUGCAAUCACUGCAGCCAGCUCCUCAUUACCAUGACGGACAAGGAAGAUCACGUAAUCAUAUCAGAUAGUCACUGUUGCCCACUGGGUGUAGCACUAGCUGGUACCCAAACAGAUAAUCUUCUUUCCUGUCCGUCGUUGGAGACCCUAGAAGGAAAAAGUGUGACAGGUAGCCAAAGUGAAGACAGUCAGAAGUGCGUUGUGGCAGAACAUACCCUUGUUGCUUUGGAAGCUGAUGGAGCAAGCUUGCUUUCCAGCAAUGAUGGACAGGAAGACAGCGGAAUCUCUAGUCCUGGGAAUAUUCUGUUCCCUGACAAAAAAGAAGUGAAGGAGUAUAGUUUAUCAGACAGCUCACUGAAUGAGAGCCUGGAGAAAAGCAUUGCUACAGAGCCUGAGCAGGCUUCUCAAGAACAACAACUUGGUGCUUGUGUCCCAGGCCCUCCAAGCACCAGCACAUCUGCUUUGAACAGCUUGGUGGCCUCUUGUGCAUCAGCAGUGGGGGUGAGAGUAGCUGCUACGUACGAAGCUGGAGCACUGUCUCUGAAGAAAGUCAUGAACUUCUAUGGCACAUCUUCAAGUGAAGCUGGGUCUCAGUCUGGCAGCAGUUCCACGGGGCCUGACAGCCUCAAAGACAGUCGAGAAGAGCAGGUCAGGCUGGAAUCCAUGCAAGGAAAGAAGAGUUCCAGCUUAGUAGAUAUUAGAGAGGAAGAAUCUGAAGGAGUGAGUCGAAGACUUUCCCUAACUGGCUUGUUGUCACAAGUUUCUCCUAGGCUCUUGCGGAAGGUGGGACGGGCAAAAAUGAGGACUGUAGCUCUGACCCCAACCUACAGUGGGGAAGCUGAUGCACUGUUACCAUCUCUAAGAACGGAGGUAUGGAGCUGGGGAAAGGGAAAAGAAGGACAACUAGGACAUGGUGAUGUUCUGCCAAGGCUUCAGCCACUAUGUGUGAAAAGUCUAGAUGGCAAAGAAGUGAUUCAACUGUCUGCUGGUGGCCAUCAUUCCUUAGCACUCACUGCCAAAUCCCAGGUGUAUUCAUGGGGCAGUAAUACCUCUGGCCAGCUUGGGCACUUCAGCUCCCCAACAACAGUCCCUCGUCUUGCAAAGGUGCUUGGUGAUGGUGUUUGGAGUAUGGCAGCAGGACCACAUUAUUCUCUCUUCUUAGCAGACGAGAAAGAUUUCCAGCCUGGAUUAUAUUAUGGUGGCCAGGAGACAACCACACAAGAUUAUUUAUUUGAAAAUAACUGUACAAAGGCUCCAGUUCUGCUUCUGUCCUGUAGUAAGAUAGGGUACAUAAGCAAUGUGAUAGCUGGCGGGGAAAGCUGUUUGGUCUUGGUAGACAAAAACAUAAUGGGGUAUAUUGCCAGUUUGCAUGAGUUGGCCUCUACUGAGAGGAGAUUCUAUUGUAAACUGAGUGAGAUCAAAUCUCAGGUUCUUAGACCUCUUCUAGGUUUAGAUAACUUGGGCAGUGCAAAUACAAUCCAGUUGUUGCAGGAAAUGGCAAGCAGAUUCAGCAAGCUCUGCUAUCUCAUUGGUCAACAUGGAGCUUCCCUAAGUAGUUUUCUUCGUGGAGUGAAAGAAGCCAGGAGCCUGGCCAUCCUGAAGCAUUCCAGUCUCUUCUUGGACAGUUACACUGAGUACUGCACUUCAGUAACAAACUUCCUGGUAAUGGGAGGAUUUAUGCUCCUCGCAAAGCCAGCAAUAGACUUCCUAAGUAAAAACCAGGAACUGUUGCAGAAACUGUCUGAGGUGAAUGAGGAGAACACGCAGCUAGUGGAAGUUCUAAAUGCUCUGUUUUUCAUGCCAUUUGGACGACUUCAUAAUUACGCUAGAACUUUGCUAAAGCUUGCUACGUGUUUUGAAGUGGCGUCUCCAGAAUACCAGAAGUUGCAGGACUGCAGUUCUUGUUACGAGAGCCUUGCUGUCCACCUUAGCAGGAAAAGGAAAGAAGCAGAGUACACUCUGGGCUUCUGGAGGACCUUUCCUGGGAAAAUGACGUGUUCUUGCUGUAGUCCUCCAGCUUCUGAAAGUAGCAACCGGGGGUUGUCCCUACAACAUGCUGGGAGGUUCUCCGUAAACUGGUUCAUCCUCUUUAAUGAUGCCCUGGUGCAUGCACAGUUCUCAACACACCAUAUCUUUCCCUUGUCCACACUGUGGGUAGAGGCUGUUUCAGAAGAAUCUGGUAAUGUGAAUGGUUUGAAGAUUACAACCCCAGAAGAACAGUUUGUUCUUCUUUCUUCAACACCACAGGAAAAGACCAAGUGGUUGAGGGCAAUAAGCCAAGCAGUGGAUCAGGCCCUUAAAGGGACUUCGGAUUUAAUUCUCCAUGGAGCUGCUGGUGGGAACAUUCAACGACAGGAACCUCCUAUAUCUCGUAGUGCCAAAUAUACCUUCUAUAAAGACCCUCGACUUAAAGAUGCCAUGUAUAACGGGAGGUGGCUUUCGGGGAAACCCCAUGGCAGAGGAAUCCUUAAGUGGGCAGAUGGCAGAAUGUACUCUGGGACUUUUCGAACUGGGCUGGAGGAUGGGUAUGGUGAAUACAGAGUGCCAAACAAAGCACUGAACAAGGAUGACCAUUACGUGGGUUACUGGAAGGAAGGCAAAAUGUGUGGGCAUGGAGUCUACAGCUAUGCAACUGGUGAGGUGUAUGAAGGGUGUUUUCAGGAUAACAUGCGUCAUGGACACGGCCUGCUGCGCAGCGGGAAGCUGACCUCUUCCUCUCCCAGUAUGUUCAUUGGCCAGUGGACGAUGGAUAAGAAGAAUGGUUAUGGAGUUUUUGAUGAUAUCACAAGAGGAGAAAAGUAUAUGGGAAUGUGGCAGGAUGAUCUCUGCCAAGGAAACGGUGUUGUGGUUACUCAGUUUGGACUGUACUAUGAAGGGGCCUUCAGCACCAACAAAAUGAUGGGGACUGGAAUUCUGCUUUCUGAGGAUGAUACAGUGUAUGAAGGGGAAUUUGCAGAUAACUGGACUCUGAGCGGAAAGGGAACACUGACUUUGCCCAAUGGAGAUUAUAUUGAAGGUCUCUUCAGUGGAGAAUGGGGAUCUGGAAUAAAAAUCACUGGAACCUACUUCAAACCUAGCUUAUAUGAGAGUGAGAAGGACAAACCCAAAGCCUUGCGGAAACUCGGGGUUUUGUCAGUGCCCCCUGAUGAGAAGUGGAAGGCUGUAUUUGAGGAGUGCUGGAAUCAGCUGGGCUGCGAGAUUCCUGGCCAGGGGGACAGAUGGAAGGCUUGGGACAACAUUGCCGUGGCCCUGACCACCAACCGACGGCAGCACAAAGACAGCCCAGAAUUAUUGAGUCGUUCACAUACACAGACACUGGAAAGUUUGGAGUUCAUUCCACAACACAUUGGUGCCUUCACCCUGGAAAAAUAUGAAAAUAUCAAAAAAUAUUUGAUAAAGGCUUGUGAUACCCCCCUCCAUCCUUUGGGGAAACUGGUGGAGACACUGGUAGCUGUCUACAGAAUGACCUAUGUUGGAGUAGGAGCUAAUCGACGGUUACUGCAGGAGGCUGUAAGAGAAAUAAAGUCCUACCUCAAACGCAUCUUUCAGUUGGUCAGGUUCUUGUUUCCUGAUCUGCCAGAAGAGGGUAGCACAAUUCCAUUUUUGGGGACAGAGACAAAGGGAAGGCGAUCCUUCUGCAGUGGGAAAUCAGAUUCCAGAUCAGAAUCUCCUGAACCAGGCUACGUUGUAACCAGUUUUGGCCUGCUGCUCCCUGUAUUAUUGCCCCGACUCUACCCGCCUCUGUUUAUGCUGUACGCUCUAGACAAUGAGCGCGAGGAAGAUGUUUACUGGGAAUGUGUUUUACGUCUGAACAAACAAACUGAUACAGCUCUCCUAAGUUUUCUUGGGGUGCAGGCGAAAUUUUGGCCGGGAACUGUAUCCAUCCUUGGAGAGAUUAGGAACGUAUCACCAACUACAAAAGAUGCUUGCUUUGCCUCUGCAGUUGAAUGUUUACAGCAAAUCAGUACUACCUUCACCCCAGCUGACAAAUUGAAGGUGAUCCAACAAACCUUUGAAGAGAUCUCUCAGAAUGUACUUGAGACUCUUCAGGAAGACUUUCUGUGGUCUAUGGAUGACUUAUUUCCUGUAUUUCUCUACGUGGUGCUACGAGCCAGGAUAAGGAAUUUGGGGUCUGAAGUACACUUAAUUGAAGACCUGAUGGAUCCUUAUCUCCAGCAUGGGGAACAAGGCAUCAUGUUCACUACAUUGAAGGCAUGUUACUACCAGAUUCAACACGAAAAACUUACUUAGAUCACCAUCAUUUGUAACGUGGCUCUGUGGAAUAAUCUGCUGAG
Messenger RNA from Tinamus guttatus (white-throated tinamou), 5048 nucleotides. Lineage: Eukaryota; Metazoa; Chordata; Aves; Tinamiformes; Tinamidae. The record is from RefSeq and is a predicted model, not a curated record.